GCGGCGAUCACGGGAAUAUCCGUCGCGCCGAGGACGCUGGUUAGUUUCGCUCCGGGUUCCGGCUGCGUUAGGCGUGCGUGCAGCUCGCUGAGACUAUGGCGUCCGGGCCUCACCCGACAGCUACGGCUGCCGCCGCAGCCUCAUCGGCCGCCCCGAGUGCGGGGGGCUCCAGCUCCGGGACGACGACCACGACUACAACAACGUCGGGAGGGAUUCUGAUCGGAGACCGCCUCUACUCGGAAGUUUCGCUCACCAUCGACCAUUCGCUGAUUCCGGAGGAGCGGCUCUCACCCACCCCGUCCAUGCAGGACGGGCUCGAUCUGCCCAGCGAGACGGACUUACGCAUCCUGGGCUGCGAGCUCAUCCAAUCCGCUGGCAUUCUUCUCCGGCUGCCGCAGGUGGCGAUGGCAACGGGACAGGUGUUGUUUCAUCGUUUUUUCUACUCCAAGUCUUUCGUCAAACACAGUUUCGAGAUUGUUGCCAUGGCUUGUAUUAAUCUUGCAUCAAAAAUCGAAGAAGCACCUAGAAGAAUAAGAGAUGUGAUUAAUGUAUUUCACCACCUACGCCAGUUAAGAGGAAAAAGGACUCCAAGCCCCCUGAUCCUUGAUCAGAACUACAUUAACACCAAAAAUCAAGUUAUCAAGGCAGAGAGGAGGGUGCUAAAGGAGUUGGGAUUUUGUGUUCAUGUCAAGCAUCCCCAUAAGAUCAUUGUUAUGUAUUUACAAGUCUUAGAAUGUGAACGUAAUCAAACCCUGGUUCAAACUGCCUGGAAUUAUAUGAAUGACAGUCUUCGAACCAAUGUAUUUGUUCGAUUUCAACCAGAGACCAUAGCAUGUGCUUGUAUCUACCUUGCAGCUAGAGCUCUUCAGAUUCCUUUGCCAACUCGUCCCCACUGGUUUCUUCUUUUCGGCACUACAGAAGAGGAGAUUCAGGAUAUCUGCAUAGAAACCCUUAGGCUUUAUACCAGAAAAAAGCCAAACUAUGAAUUGCUGGAAAAAGAAGUAGAGAAAAGAAAAGUAGCCUUACAAGAAGCCAAAUUAAAAGCAAAGGGAUUGAAUCCUGAUGGAACACCAGCCCUUUCAACCCUCGGUGGAUUUUCUCCAGCCUCUAAACCAUCAUCACCAAGAGAAGUAAAGGCUGAAGAGAAGUCACCAAUCUCCAUUAAUGUGAAGACGGUCAAGAAAGAACCUGAGGACAGACAACAGGCUUCCAAAAGCCCUUAUAAUGGUGUAAGAAAAGACAGCAAGAGGAGUAGAAAUAGCAGAAGUGCAAGUCGAUCAAGGUCAAGAACACGAUCACAUUCUAGAUCACAUACUCCAAGGAGACAUUACAAUAAUAGGCGGAGUCGAUCUGGAACAUACAGCUCAAGAUCAAGAAGCAGGUCCCGCAGUCACAGUGAAAGCCCAAGAAGACAUCAUAAUCAUGGUUCUCCUCACCUUAAGGCCAAGCAUACCAGAGAUGAUUUAAAAAGUUCAAAUAGACAUGGUCACAAAAGGAAAAAGUCUCGCUCUCGAUCUCAGAGCAAGUCUCGGGAUCACUCAGAUGCUGCCAAGAAACACAGGCAUGAAAGGGGACAUCAUAGGGACAGGCGUGAAAGAUCUCGCUCCUUUGAGAGGUCCCAUAAAGGCAAGCACCAUGGUGGCAGUCGCUCAGGACAUGGCAGGCACAGGCGCUGACUUUCUUCUGUUGAGCCUGCAUCGAUUCCUGGUUAUCUUCAAUGUGAUGUAUGGACUCGUAGUCAGAACAUUAAAGACAAACUGAUUAGGAUUUGAUUUCUUAAAACCCUCUAGGUCUGUAGAAACACUGAGGACAUUUUCUCUUGAAGUAUGUUAAUUUUUUUUUUUUUUUUUUGGCACAUUAAAAUGCCCUAGCAGUAUCUAAUUGAAAACCAUGGUCAGGUUCAGUUGUACUUAUAGUUGUGUAUUGUUUAUUGCUAUAAGAACUGGAGUGUGAAUUCUAUAAAAAUGUAUCUUAUUUUUAUACAGAUAAAAUUGCAGACACUGUUCUAUUUAAGUGGUUAUUUGUUUAAAUGAUGGUGAAUACUUUCUUAACACUGGUUUGUCUGCAUGUGUAAAGAUUUUUACAAGGAAAUAAAAUACAAAUCUUGUUUUUCUAAACUGCUUCUCCAAAAUACCUUAUUUAAAUAAAUUAUUA
This is a messenger RNA of Artibeus jamaicensis (Jamaican fruit-eating bat), 2154 nucleotides long. RefSeq names its product cyclin L1 (gene CCNL1). The transcript has 11 exons. The coding region runs from base 96 to 1676 and encodes 526 amino acids. Gene Ontology annotation, biological process: regulation of transcription by RNA polymerase II. Lineage: Eukaryota; Metazoa; Chordata; Mammalia; Chiroptera; Phyllostomidae. The record is from RefSeq and is a predicted model, not a curated record. Gene Ontology annotation, molecular function: cyclin-dependent protein serine/threonine kinase regulator activity. Gene Ontology annotation, cellular component: nucleus.